Messenger RNA from Eurytemora carolleeae, 796 nucleotides. RefSeq lists its product as uncharacterized. The record is from RefSeq and is a predicted model, not a curated record. NCBI's taxonomy places the organism in Eukaryota, Metazoa, Arthropoda, Copepoda, Calanoida, Temoridae. The transcript has 6 exons. The coding region runs from base 112 to 594 and encodes 160 amino acids.
AUUUUAGAUUUUCAAAAAAAUAUGAAGAUUUUGAGGAUAUAAUAUUUUUUGGUCUUUGCUAAACAAGGAUAAGAUUACCGGGUGCAAGGAAGAUACAAAUCAUCUUUCAUCAUGAGGGCGCAGUGUAUUCUGGUUUGUCUUGCGAUCUCCCUGUCUCUGGGUAUCCAUGGAAACCCUGCUCCUGAUCAUGAAUCUAGCUCCGGGUCUGGGUGUGGAGGGGACAGUCUCUGUAUCCUGGAUUCUAUGCUCCGGGAAGGUUUAAUUAACCAGCAGCAAUAUCAGAGAAACAAGAACUUUAUAACUCGACCUAAAACAAGUUGGAUCACCAGCUCCCAGUCCUAUCCUUCUCCCAGGUAUCUGGGGAACCAGGAGGACCAGGGAACCCAGUGGAACCAGGCAUCUUCAGACAACCAGGGAGAUUCACGAAGACCUAACAGUAAAUAUAACCCUGACUGCUGGGCCCAGGAUGGGCAGGGUGGGCAGCAGAGCAGGAGGAUAAGGAGUGGAAGGGGGCACGCUCAGGGUAGAGAACAGGAGAGAACACGACCUUGUCUCUGGGAAACAGAUUACUAUCUUGGAGAUGAAACCUUAUGAACUCAAUAAUUAAGGAAAUGUCGUCGUGUAAUUCUAAGUGAUCCAUCAUUUAAAAAAGGGGGCAUUCCCGGUUCAUAACAGUACCCAAUACCCGUGACAUUUAACCUGAUCAAUAAUGGAAGAAAACGUCGUUUUUCUAAAAGCCCCUUUUACAGAUAAACCACAAAUGAAAAUAAACAAUUUUUGAAAAUAAAAACAUAAA